This is a messenger RNA of Sphaeramia orbicularis (orbiculate cardinalfish), 1188 nucleotides long. Its product is annotated as N-acetylglucosaminyl-phosphatidylinositol de-N-acetylase-like. Gene Ontology annotation, molecular function: N-acetylglucosaminylphosphatidylinositol deacetylase activity. Bases 38 to 829 code for a protein of 263 amino acids. NCBI's taxonomy places the organism in Eukaryota, Metazoa, Chordata, Actinopteri, Kurtiformes, Apogonidae. Gene Ontology annotation, cellular component: endoplasmic reticulum. The record is from RefSeq and is a predicted model, not a curated record. The transcript is spliced from 7 exons.
GUUUCCACACGGAGGACUUAGUGUACCGGUCACAAUAAUGCUCCUGCCGGUGGUUGUGUCGGUGGUUCUGCUCUUCUGUGUGUGGAUGAAAUGGGCUUUCCGCGCACACCGGCGGCGGAUGGACUGGUGUCUGCGGAGGUUCGGUUCUGCCGGUGCGGAGGUUCGGGUUCUGGUGGUGACGGCGCAUCCGGAUGACGAGUGUAUGUUCUUUGGACCGAGCAUCAUCCGGUUAACGGAAGAGAAGGCAGAGGUCCACCUGCUGUGUCUGUCUGAAGGAAACUACUACAACCAGGGCUCCCAGAGGAGGGAGGAGCUACUGAACAGCUGUUCACUGUUGGGGAUCCCACAGUCCAGAGUCACCCUGGUGGACCACAGAAGCCUCCCUGAUGACCCCACAGCAGAAUGGAGCAUCUCCUUGGUUUCGUCUCUAAUCUCCAAACACAUAAAGGCUCAUUCCUUCAACAUGGUGCUGACCUUUGACAGUGCUGGAGUCAGUGGUCAUUCCAAUCAUGUGUCCAUCUUUAAAGCUGUCAGUCACCUGGCCUCCAGCGGACACGUCCCAGAUGACUGUUGUUUACUGUCUCUGGACACCGUUGGACUCUUCAGGAAGUACGUCUCCGUCCUGGACCUUCCUCUCAGCUGGACCCUGUCCUCCAGUCUCUGCGUCUUCAGUGGGUUAUGGGGAUACCGGCGAGCCAGGGACGCCAUGCUGUGCCACCGCUCUCAGCUGCUGUGGUUUCGUCACCUCUACAUGGUGUUUUCACGCUACAUGUUUGUCAACACAUUCCAGAUGAUCCCACGAGGACCGAGAAACCUGAGGAUCUACUAGGACCGUGUCCUCUGACGGACACGAGACCCUGGACAGAUUGGACACAGAGACGUUUAAGUGGCUGUUGGAGCCUCAGUCAUUUCCACAGACACUUUUCAACUGGUUCAACAUGUGGCCUUGGUUCUGACUUCAGUCUGGGCUGUUGGUUCAGGUUCUACAUUCAGACCCAUGUGACCUGAAGUGGGUCAGAACCAGGAUGAGAAGAACACAAGAACAGAACUACCCAAAUGUCUGAUCUUUGCGUAAGUGUGAAAAAAAGUCCCAUGUAUUAUGUUAUCAGCUAAAAUUUCCUUAGGAGGUCAAAUGAGUGUCCAUUUGUGUCCAAAACAGUUGUCCUAAAGUCACAGAAGUGUGUGUAA